AACAAAAGAAUUCUACGAAUGUGCCGCUUAAUUCAAUUAACACAAAAGGUGGAGAAGAUGUGGAAAGCUACCAUGGGAGGAACAUCAAGAAAUCUUCUUUUUCUCUCUCUUCCUCAACUAGAUACCUCCGUCAACACCCAUCUCUCAAACUUCGCAAACCCACUAGGGUUUUGCCAGGGUUUAGUUCCCUAUGCACCAUCACAACCACCGCAACCCCAGCCCCGGUCAUUGAGGCUGACCAAGUGAAGCAUGAAAUGCUUCUUGAAAGAUUGAGACUUAGACACCUCGAGGACUCUGGUAAACCCGCACUAGCUGAAACCCAAGAGUUAGUGAUGGAAAAUGAAGUAUCUGAUAAGAAGAGAAAGAAUGAGGAGGUGCUGCUAAGACAGGAUGAGGCGAUGUUAGGUAUGCUGAUGAAGCCUAAGCGUCCACAAGCUGUUGUGCUAUGCCCCACAAGGUUUUUUUGUGUGGCAAAAUCUAUUAGUCAUCACGCACGAUUUAGGUCUACCAUGGUCAGUGGUGGAGGCGAGUUGAGACCACAAGAGGAUUCAUUGAAUAAUCCAAUAGAAAUGGUUGUUGGGACCCCUGGCAGGGUUCUCCAACAUAUUGAGGAUGGGAACAUUGCUUAUGGUGACAUCAAAUACUUGGUUCUGGACGAGGCAGACACAAUGUUUGACCGUGGCUUUGUACCUGACAUUCCCAAGUUUCUUGGCCCACUAAAACAUCAUGCAUCAAAAUCCAAUGGCCAUGGAUUUCAAACUAUUCUAGUUAUUGCAACAAUGACAAAAGAACUUCAAGUUACUGAUCUUUUUGAGGUUUUCCAAGUGGUACAGAAGCUGGUUAAUGAGGAAUUUCAAGGAAUAGAACAGUCACAGACAUCAACGCUGCACAUAAAAAUAACAUCUGCUUGCCAUGAUUUCAUCAAACUAUCAGGUUCCAAAAACAAGCUGGAAGCAUUGUUGCAGGUUCUUAAGCCCAGUCUGGCUAAGGGGAACAGAGUAAUGGUAUUCUGUAACACAUUAAGCCUUAGCUGUGCUGUUCAUCACUUCCUUGGAGAAAGUCAUAUCUCCACUGUUAACUAUCAUGGAGAGGUUCCAGCAUAACAAAGGUGAGAUAACACUGUGUGUAUACAUGCUAAAUGUAACAUAGGGAAUGAAACACUUGGAGGCAUGUAAUGCUCAUUCAAAGUACUCUCCUAAAUAAUUUCUUUGUAAACUCUGGGUAGAAAACCUUAAUAAGUUCAAGAGUGAUUGUGGAGACUGUCCCACAUUAGUCUGCACGAACUUGGCUGCUAGAGGACUGGACUUGGAUGUUGAUCAUGUUAUAAUGUUUGAUUUCCCCUUGAACUUUGUCAGCACUAUAUUGGGUGUCAGGUUGUUGAAAUUUCUCCAGACCCUGUAUUCCCUCACUUCCUUUCUCCCUUAUUUCCUUGUGCUUAGAGAUUUUUAUCUUACUUUGUUUUUAUUUUCCUUUUAGAUUGACUACCUUCAUCACACAGGGAGAACUGCUGUAUGGGUG
This is a messenger RNA of Rubroshorea leprosula, 1518 nucleotides long. Lineage: Eukaryota; Viridiplantae; Streptophyta; Magnoliopsida; Malvales; Dipterocarpaceae. The record is from the annotation of a GenBank genome assembly.